Messenger RNA from Dissoconium aciculare CBS 342.82, 603 nucleotides. RefSeq lists its product as uncharacterized. NCBI's taxonomy places the organism in Eukaryota, Fungi, Ascomycota, Dothideomycetes, Mycosphaerellales, Dissoconiaceae. The transcript has a single exon. Bases 1 to 603 code for a protein of 200 amino acids. The record is from RefSeq and is a predicted model, not a curated record.
AUGACAAUGACUUCGUCAAACGCGGCGUCUACCAUUAUGAGUGUGCCCAAUGGUACUACCUCGCAACCCUCCAGCACAACCAGCAGUUUGUUAUCAACCAUCACAAGCAUGUCUAGCGGUGCGGCUCAACAAGCUGCCAGCACAAUGGGCGGCACAGUCUCUUCGCCUGUCGCGGCCAGUGAUGCUUCUACGGUCGCGGCUACCCAGCAGGCAGUGUCAUCGAAUGAGUCUGCCGUCAAAAUCGGAAUAGGCGUGGGCUUAGCAAUUGGCCUACUUAUUCUCAUUGUCCUUUGCGUCAUAGCCUACGCGUUGAUCCGCCGCCGUAGAAAAGCCAAGAAGGAAGUGCAUGAUGCAGCGCAGUCUCCAAUUUCUGAAGUCUCUUUUGUCGAGAAGACCCACGAAGCGCCUACCAGUGGAGUCGGGAUAUACGAGAUGAAUGGGCAGCAUCGGGGAGAGCUCGAGGAUCAUUCUGGCUCUCACUUUGUGCAAGGUCAAAAAACGGGAUCCAUCUCGAUGGAGCUCGAGGAUCAUGCGACGUCGAAGCUCAUGUUUCAGAGCAAAUCAGAAGAUGCGGAGACUGGACACAGAGCGGAACUGGAGUGA